Patiria miniata (bat star) is the source of this 2506-nucleotide messenger RNA. Its product is annotated as mitochondrial pyruvate carrier 4-like. Gene Ontology annotation, cellular component: mitochondrial inner membrane. The record is from RefSeq and is a predicted model, not a curated record. Gene Ontology annotation, molecular function: pyruvate transmembrane transporter activity. Gene Ontology annotation, biological process: pyruvate import into mitochondria. Bases 107 to 634 code for a protein of 175 amino acids. The transcript is spliced from 6 exons. NCBI's taxonomy places the organism in Eukaryota, Metazoa, Echinodermata, Asteroidea, Valvatida, Asterinidae.
CGCCCUUCCCCACACCCAAUUUAAUGACGUCUUCACGUUUCAUCGGUCAGGCGCGAUCAAAUCCGGUGUCCAAUAGCUUGUUCACUUUUGCGGUACUGUCUUCAGCAUGCAGGCGGCGACAACUUUGAGAAUGGCUGUUAGUAAGCAUGGGUCAGUGAUAUUACGAAGAUUCCUGUUUGGGCAGAGAUGCUUCACCAGUAGUGCAACGCCUUCAGAGGUGAAGUCAGUUUCUCGAUUUGCAUCACUUGAUGCAAAGAUUGAGAGAGCUUUACCAGCAAGAUGGCAACCAAUAUGGAAUCAUCCUGCAGGGCUCAAGACGAUUCAUUUCUGGGCACCAAUGUUUAAAUGGUGUUUAGUAAUAGCUGGCCUAGCAGACUACGCUAGACCUCCAGAGAAAUUGAGUGUUUCCCAAUCAGCUGCUCUAGCUGCUACAGGCAUGAUAUGGUCUCGAUACUCCAUGGUGGUCAUCCCUAAGAACUGGAACCUGUUUAGUGUCAACAUCUUUCUGGCAUUCACUGGCUUGAUGCAACUGACUAGGAUAUAUAUGUAUCAUCAAAGCAAGAAAGAGGAAUUUGCAGCAUUACAUAAAUGUGGCAGACACGAUUCUCAGCGAAACAAUGUGAAACAUCCUUAAGCCUGGUUCAUACUCGGCGCAAAAGCAAACACGAAUUUAUGACAUCAUGGGGAGUAUUCACGCUGCAAAUUCAUAAAAGUUGAACACAUUUUAAAUCGGGCAAAUUUCACAGCGAAUGUUUUAUUACGUCAAAUUCAAUUCGCAUUCGCAUGAAGUAUGAACCGGGCUUUAGGUAGAAAUGAAUUGUUUCACUUCACACAGGAAAAUUCACAUUUUUUUGAGAAAUUUUAUAUGUACUAUAACAGGCGAAAUGUUGCUAGCAGUCGUGAUGGAGGCCUGAAUAAGCUCCACCCUCUUAUUAUGGAACCACAUCUGAAUUGCUGCAAUUUGAGUUCAAAAUUAUGUAGUAAUGUUUAUUUGGAAAUUUGACCAUUUUUUAAAGGCAUCUUUUCUUUUAGAAUGAUUUGUGACAUGACACAGCUGUGAUUGGGUGAAAAAAGUGAAGCACAUGUAGGUUGUGAAUGGACUUGCAAGCACCAUAGAGCUAUUUGAAGUUACCUGAGCAAUAACUGGCCAUACGCAAAUGUAGCCUGCUGGGCGCUUCCAUGUUUAUGCACUAACAUAUGGAAGGCUCAACAUUUUGUACCGUUUUUGAAAGGUUAUUUGCAUAUCAACUGAUCCACUCAAUCAGUAUACGAGCUUUGUGUUUUGCUCUAAUGACGCACACACAUUUCGCAUAUGCGCCGUAUUAAUUUUUUGUUCAUAGUGUGUCUGUGCUGAGUGCAUGACUCUCACGCAAAUUCAUCUGUCGGUAUGGCCUGUGGGCAUGCACAUAAAUUAAAAAUGUUUGGCACAGGAUGCCUAUGAUAUGAUCGCAUUUUAUGCGAGAGAAUGGAGAGUUAACGCCCUAGUUAUUGAAUAUAGCUCUAUGAACAAGCACAUUGUUUUAGGUUUGAAACAGUUAAGACAGAAAAGGCUGUGAGAAUUUCAAAGCUUCAGUUGGGACUUUAUCACAUGACUUACAUGUAGCAUGCAAAGUAAAGAUCUAAAUGCUUCAUGGAAUAUUUAACUUGAAUUGUCUACCUAUUUAAAUCCUGAGUUGUUGAUCUGCGGAUGAUGUGGUUUUUUUCCUAUCUACAUUGGUGUGUGUGUAGACAGUAAGCACUUGAAAGAAAAUGUCAAGGAAGAUUAAGAAGAAUGGCACUGAUAGGCACGUAGCAACAUUCAAAUAGAAAAAAAACCUGCUCAAAAUAAAACAGGACUGGUAACAAAUACACGUGCAUUUACCCCUUGUGACAAUAUUCUGCCUGGUAUCGUUUGAAAUGGGGACACAUUAUUUUUUUAUUUUAAAGAGUAUGACGAUAAUAAAUAUGUGAAGAUUACCAAUCCAUUGUGAUCUUGACGUCACACACACUUUUAGGCUGAAUGAGUAUCAUGCCCAGUGUGCUGAUUCAGGAAUAUGACAAGGUCAAUUCAAAAUAUGAAACGGCAAUAACUUCUGAAUUUGAAGCACUAGCAACUGAACCCACUUAUCGGAUCAAAAUUGUGCAUAGGGUUUUCUUGAAUUUAUACUUUUUACUGAUCUGAAACGUCAAGCAGUUUGUUAUGUACCUUACUUAAGAUUGUGAAUAAUUUGUUUCUUCAAAUGAAAAAAAUGCAGAAAAUGCAAAUGAUCCUAUGAACAUGUACGUUUAAAACUCCUGUGUUUUCUAUUUCACUCUUUAUUCAGCAGAAAAGACAAAUACUGUUGCACAUAUUUGAAAAAAUCUUUAGAAGUAUGUUUUUUAUUCAAAUUCUGUAGCUUCCUUUUGAAACUUAUUUAUAACUGAAAACAAAAUGUUGGGCCUCUUCAUGUUGGAGAGUUUUUAAUGCAUAAUAAUACUUGUACAUUAUAUUUUUAUUAAGUCCAAAUAAAUUAUGAACAAAAUUUUA